AUGGGGUCCCAGGUGCUGCAGCUGCUCCGGCAGGGCGUGUGGGCCGCGCUCACCGGGGGUUGGUACCACGACCCCGAUCAGAGCACGUUCACCAACAGCUGCCACCUCUACCUGUGGCUGUUCUUGCUACUGCUGCCCCUGGCGCUGCACCUGGCUUUUCCUCCAGAUGCCAUCACUGUAUUUUUUUACUGCAGUUCAGUGACCAUAUUCUUCACAAUAAUCAAAUUAGUCAGUUAUCGUCUACACCUCAUGUUUGAUAAAGGAGAAGUGAUCCAGCGAAGACCCUCUGGAAAGAAAGAAAAGCCAAGUAAAGACAAAGAGGCCAACGGUGACCAUAUAACUAAUCACAGAAAUCCAAGCAGCAAUGGGCAGACUGGCAGCCGCAAAGAAGAAGCCGAGCGAACCCUCCCCACACCACCUCUCCGCGGCCGCUCCGGAGGACAGAGCGUAAACUCCCGUCGCUCCUCUGGGCUCCUGGACCUUCCAGCGCAGGAAACAGUGGAAGAUCUCAAAGGUGUCAUUCUGUCAGAUGACCAACCCAUAGCACCAGUGUCAUCUACCUUACCUGGUAUCAAAACGGAAAGCUUACCUGCUUCUAAAGCACCUGUGCUGGGAACCAUUACCACAUCGGCAAUACCACUGAAGCCCGUUGUGGAGGAAACUUGCAUCAGUGACCAAGGGAAGGAAAGAGGGGGCAGGGGGCAGCCCCCCUUCCACCACAGAUCCGAGGGUGGCUUGGCGGACACAGAAGCCAUAAAGAAGUUGCCCUACGUGUCUUUGUCUCAGUACAACUUGCUGGAGACGGGCGUUUCUGUCCAAACUUGGGGGAGUGAGAAUUCUGUCUUGAUUCCAGAACCUGGUAACUAUGCCUCCAUCAGGGACAAGGUGCAGAGCAAGUCGCCUCAGGACAGCCUGAGCAGCAGCUGCCCUCAAUGUAACACCGUCAUCGCCAGACCUGAGCAGGAGCAAGUUUCCCAGCAGGUGGACUCGACCUUGAACCAGGACGUGGGCGACUCAGAUAGUGAGGUUGCCGUCACUCUGAUAGAUACUUCUCAGCCUGGUGACCCGCUGAGUCUGCACGAACCCAUUAGGAUUGUCAUCACCAUGAGCAGUACUCCCAACUCCAUGACAGACUUGGAAAGCUCGCUCCAUCUCAAGGCAGUUGGUACUCAGCCAUCUGGCUUCCAGGCUGAUGCUGAGCCAGCUCCCCCAGGGGCGGCCAGUCCCCCAAAUGUGGAGCAGAUGAGAAUUCCCGUCAUCACCCUGCAGCUGUCUGAGGAUGCAGGAGGCAUGGUGUGUCCCGAAAGCAAUGGAAGUGGCAGGACACCGGAGAGACUGAUGGUGGAGGCAUCCUCCAACCCGUGUUCUGGCUAUGAAUCUGGGGAGGGGGGCAGUGCCACCCAGGACCGCAGUCCUUCCUCAGGAGACCACUGUGCAACCCCCCCACCUACACCUCACAUGAUCUCUGAGUCUGAGGUGGGAACGGAAGCCCAGGCCAACCUUGGUCCAUCAUCUUGUAGAACCAGCCAGGAGAAGAGACAUGCCCGGGUCCUCAGUGUGGACAGUGGGACGGAUGUCUUCUUGAGCAAAAGUUCUGCAGAAAUUAUUAAUGAUAAAGAGCAAACAAUGCCAACUUCCAAAUCUGACCUAGAGGCCAAGGAAGGACAAGUACCAAAUGAAUCCAACUUCCUGGAAUUUGUCUCCUUGUUAGAAUCGAUUAACACUUCCAAGGUGGUGGUGUCUAACCAAAGGAAUGAACCAACAGAGCAGAGCAAAGACAGCAGGCUUCCUGCAGAUAACUGCUCCCAGGAGAAAAAGGAAGAAAUCCUGGAAAGUGAGAAACCCAGUGGACCCAUUGCCAAACAAGGAAAACCAGACAUGCAAAGUCAAGACCACACCAGUACCAGCCCUGGGCUCACCGAACCUGCCAAGAUCCCAAGCCUUUUCCAGGGCAAUAGGCAAAGGCAAAUAAUCUACAGGGUGACUUCCCAACAAGACAGCUCUGUGCUGCAAGUCAUCAGUGGGCCGGAAACAUCGGUGCAAGAUGAGAUGUCCGUGGAUGCGAUGCAUGUCUUCAUUGAUGAACAUGGGGAGAUUAAAUCCUGUUAUUUAAAGUCUGGAAAUCAGAAAGAAGGCCCUUUCCAGCAUCAGCCAUCAAACUAUGAAGGCUUCUCUCACGCUGGAGACUUGCAGAUUAGCUCCUCCAGUACCACGACUUCUGAGAGUCAAGAUCCUUCUUCUGGCGAUCCUGCAGUCAGUGCCCUUCAACAACAGCUGUUACUGAUGGUGGCUCGGAGGACCCAGUCAGAAACCCCACGGCAUCUGAGUCAGGAUCUGGAAGAGUCAUCCUGUUCUUCCACACAAGGAAAGUUUAACCGAGAGCAGUUUUACAAGUUUAUCAUUUUCCCUGGCAAGUGGAUUAAAGUCUGGUAUGAUCGCCUUACCUUGCUGGCAUUACUUGAUAGAACUGAAGAUGUCAAGGAAAAUGUGCUUGCAGUUUUACUCAUUAUCCUGGUCUCCCUGCUCGGAUUUCUGACGUUGAACCAAGGCUUUUGCAAAGACAUGUGGGCGCUCCUCUUCUGCCUCGUCAUGGCCAGCUGCCAGUAUUCCCUGUUAAAGAGUGUUCAGCCUGACCCCGCCUCGCCAAUCCACGGACACAACCAAAUCAUAACAUACAGCAGACCAAUCUAUUUCUGUGUGCUGUGUGGCCUUAUUUUGCUUCUUGAUACAGGGGCCAAAGCCAGGCACCCUCCCACUUACAUUGUGUAUGGUCUGAAGCUCUUCUCUCCAGGGUCCCUCCAGUGGGCUCGGGACCUCUUAAUAGUAUUUCUCUAUUGCUUCCCUGCAAUCUCCCUCCUUGGACUCUUCCCACAGAUCAACACUUUCUGCAUUUAUCUUUUGGAGCAAAUUGACAUGCUGUUUUUUGGAGGUUCUGCCGUUUCGGGGAUGCUGUCAGCUGUUUACAGCGUGGCCCGGAGUGCGUCCGCCGCGGCUGUGCUGCACGUGUUCUGCUUCAGUGCCGUGAAGGAACCCUGGAGCACGCAGCACAUUCCGGCGCUGUUUUCAGCUUUCUGUGGCCUCUUGGUUGCACUUUCCUACCAUCUGAGCAGGCAGAGCAGCGACCCCUCUGUGCUCCUGUCCUUUAUUCAGUGCAAAUUGUUUCAUAAAUUUUUACAUCAAAAUCUAGAAGACUUAGCUUCAGACCCUCUGCCCAUGAAGAUGAAAGAUUCUGUGAAGGAUAUCUUAAAAUCGGAUCUCAUCAUCUGCUCGGUGGCUGCCGUUCUGUCCUUUGCGGUCAGUGCCAGCACUGUGUUCCUGUCCUUGCGACCCUUUCUCAGCAUUGUGCUCUUCGUCCUGGCUGGAGCCGUGGGGUUUGUAACCCACUACCUGCUCCCCCAGCUGCGCAAACAUCACCCGUGGAUGUGGAUUUCACACCCCAUCCUUAAAAACAGAGAGUAUCAGCAACAGGAAGUGAGAGAUGUUGCCCAUUUAAUGUGGUUUGAAAGACUCUAUGUUUGGCUUCAGAGUUUUGAAAAAUACAUCUUGUACCCAGCAAUCAUUUUGAAUGCCCUCACAAUGGAUGCGUUUUCAAUAAGCAAUUACCGGCGACUUGGUACCCACUGGGACAUUUUUCUGAUGGUCAUUGCAGGCAUGAAGCUGCUACGGACCUCUUUCUGUAACCCAGUCCACCAGUUUACUCACUUGGGCUUCACAGUGAUCUUUUUCCAUUUCGACUACAAAGAUAUUUCAGAGAGUUUCUUACUGGAUUUCUUCAUGGUGUCCAUUUUAUUCAGCAAGCUCGGGGACCUGCUUCACAAGCUGCAGUUCGUCAUGACCUAUGUGGCUCCUUGGCAGAUGGCUUGGGGCUCCUCCUUUCACGUGUUCGCUCAGCUCUUUGCAAUUCCUCAUUCUGCCAUGCUUUUCUUUCAGACGUUUGCCACAUCCAUCGUUUCUACUCCAUUGAGCCCAUUUCUCGGGAGUGUCAUUUUUAUCACAUCAUAUGUCAGGCCAGUGAAAUUCUGGGAGAAAAACUACAAUACAAGGCGUGUGGAUAAUUCCAACACAAGACUGGUGGUCCAAAUUGAAAAGGAUCCAGGGAGCGAUGGCAACAACCUCAAUUCCAUCUUUUACGAGCACUUGACAAGGGCGCUCCAGGAGUCCCUCUGUGGAGACCUCAUCCUUGGCCGGUGGGGCAACUACAGCUCUGGCGAUUGCUUUAUUCUGGCUUCAGAUUACCUCAACGCUUUCGUUCACCUGGUUGAAAUUGGCAAUGGCCUCGUCACCUUUCAACUUAGAGGACUGGAAUUCCGAGGAACCUACUGUCAGCAGAGGGAGGUGGAAGCCAUCACGGAGGGUGAUGAGGACGACAGGGGCUGCUGCUGCUGCAAACCGGGUCACCUGCCCCACCUCCUGUCCUGCAACGCCGCCUUUAACCUCCGCUGGCUCACCUGGGAAAUCACACGGACCCAGUACAUUCUGGAGGGCUACAGCAUCAUGGACAACAAUGCAGCCACCAUGCUGCAGGUGUUUGAUCUCCGAAGGAUCCUUAUCAGAUACUAUAUCAAGAGUAUAAUAUACUAUAUGGUGACAUCCCCCAAACUGUCCUCCUGGAUCAAAAACGAAUCACUUCUGAAGUCCCUGCAGCCCUUUGCAAAGUGGCAUUACAUUGAGCGUGACCUUGCGAUGUUCAACAUGAACAUUGAUGAUGACUAUGUCCCAUGUCUCCAGGGAAUCACACGAGCCAGCUACUGCAACGUUUAUCUGGAGUGGAUUCAGUACUGUGCCCAGAAAAGGCAAGAGCCCUCGAAGCCCCUAGAAAGUGACGAGGACUCUCCUCUGGUGACUCUGUCCUUCGCGCUCUGCAUCCUGGGGAGGAGAGCUCUGGGCACCGCGGCUCACAACAUGGCCCUCAGCCUGGAUUCUUUCCUCUAUGGCCUCCACGCCCUCUUCAAAGGUGACUUCAGGAUAACAGCCCGAGAUGAGUGGGUGUUUGCAGACAUCGACCUGCUGCACAAAGUUGUCGUCCCAGCUCUCAGGAUGUCCCUGAAGCUGCAUCAGGACCAGUUCACUUGCCCUGACGAGUAUGAAGACCCAGCAGUCCUCUACGAGGCCAUCCAGUCCUUUGAGAAGAAAGUGGUCAUCUGCCAUGAGGGUGACCCAGCCUGGAGGGGCGCCAUGCUGGCCAACAAGGAGGAGCUGCUGACCCUGAGGCACGUGGUAGACGAGGGUACGGAUGAGUACAAGGUGCUCAUGCUCCACAGAAGCUUCCUGAGCUUCAAGGUGAUCAAGGUGAACAGGGAAUGCGUCCGCGGCCUUUGGGCGGGGCAGCAACAGGAGCUCAUCUUCCUCCGCAACCGCAACCCCGAGCGCGGCAGCAUUCAGAACAACAAGCAGGUCCUUCGGAACCUGAUCAACUCCUCCUGUGACCAGCCCCUGGGGUACCCCAUGUAUGUCUCCCCACUCACCACAUCCUACCUGGGGACCCACAGGCAGCUGAAGAACGUCUGGAGCGGACCGGUCACCUUGGACAGCAUCAGGGCGUGGCUCCGAACCAAGUGGUUGAGAGUGCGGAAGGACUGCAACGCGGCGGGCCAGCCGGGCGCGGGCAACACGGAGGACGUGGAUGCAGGGGGCGCUCCGCCCGCAGGCGGCAGCAGGGCCCCCAGUGGUGAGAGCAGGGAGAGCAGCGCGGAACAGCCCAGAAAGGACGGGAGCCGCCACUGGUCGCCCCGGGAAGGGACGCGGAGGCCAGGUGAGAGAAAAGGCAGGAGUCAGUCCGCCCAGGCCCACAGGGCCUUAAGCCAAACGCCGCCCGUCCCGCGCGCCUGCGGCCCGGUGGCGGGCAGCCGCCCGACCUUCCUGCAGACGUCCACGUCGGUCCACGAGCUGGCGCCGCGGCGCUCGGGCAGCCGGCUGUCCCUGUGCCCCUCGGCCGCGUCGCUGCACUCGCAGCCCCCAGCCGCCCCUGCCGCCGGCCCCCUGAGCGUCCGAGAGCGGGCCGAGGCCCUCCUCAGGUCCAGCCUGGGCUCGUCCACCAGCUCCACCCUCAGCUUCCUGUUUGGCAAGAGGAGCUUCUCCAGCGCGCUGGUCAUUUCCGGGCUGUCUGCUGCCGAGGGGGGCAACACCAGUGACACCCAGUCUUCCAGCAGCGUGAACAUUGCCUUGGGCCCCUCGGCAAGGGCCGCCAGCCAGUCCACACGGCACUUCUCUGAGCCUGGCGAACACUCGGAGGUCACUGAGCAGGGGCUGCUCCGAGAUCACCGCGUGGCCGAGAACCUGGGGGUGAUGUGCAGAAGAGCGAGCCAGGAGGACAUGGGCCUGGACGACACGGCCUCCCAGCAGAGUGCUUCCGACGAGCAGUAG
Rangifer tarandus platyrhynchus (Svalbard reindeer) is the source of this 6363-nucleotide messenger RNA. NCBI's taxonomy places the organism in Eukaryota, Metazoa, Chordata, Mammalia, Artiodactyla, Cervidae. The record is from the annotation of a GenBank genome assembly.